AGCUGACGUGGUGACAGUUGGCCAGCAGGCCUUGCGCUGCUGUGAGGUGGGCUUCUUGGCUCUGCAGCGGCAAUUUCAUAUGGCGCAUUGCAGCUGCUGACUUCAGUCUUCGCUUCAUGAGAUGGAUUGCUAGAGCUUGCCAACUCAGUCCUGAACUCGAUGCUUUGAUUAGGGCGCUCAUCCCGUCAAGGGAAGCUUCCCCCUCCACCUCCCUUCCUGUCCUUUGUCUUACCCCCCCUCCUUCUUUCCUCAAACCAAAUAGCUGCAGCAAUGGGGCUCCCACACGUCGCUCAGCUGGCGAUCCGCGCUGCGGGAGCAGCAAGGCAGGCGCCAAAGGUCCUUGCUGGUGGCAAUUUGAACUUUGUAAGACAAGCCUCAGCAGCAGCCAUUGAGCAAGCUGCAAACGCUGGGGACCCGAAUUUCUUGGAGUCGGUCGAUAUGUUCUUUGAGAAGGCUGGAGCUCUUGCAAGUCCUUCGUCCGAUGUGUUGGCAGAGAUCAAGGCUUGCAAUAACAUUCUUAAAGUUCAGUUCCCUUUGAAGCUGUCAAAUGGGCGCGUCGAGCUGGUUGAGGCUUACAGAGCACAGCACUCUCACCAUCGUACUCCAGUCAAAGGGGGCGUGCGGAUGGCUCCCGCUGUGGAUGCGGAAGAGACGAUGGCGCUGGCAGCUCUGAUGACCUUCAAGUGCGCCCUGGUCGAUGUUCCCUUCGGGGGCGCCAAGGGGGGUAUCAAGAUCGAUCCCAAGAAGUACACAAUCUACGAGAAGGAGGCCAUCAUCCGAAGGUACACUGCCGAGCUGGUCAAGAAGAACUUCAUUGGCCCCGCCCUUGAUGUUCCUGCUCCAGACUACGGCACAGGGCCCCAAGAAAUGGCAUGGAUUAAGGACACAUAUCAGGGCUUGAGACCCAAUGACAUCAACGGCCAUGCCUGUGUGACUGGCAAGCCGCUAGAAGAGGGAGGAAUCCGUGGAAGGCCGCAGGCCACGGGACUUGGCGUGUUCUAUGGGCUCAGGGAGUUCUUGAAUUAUAAGGAUCUGACCGACCGGCUGGGCCUGGCCCCGGGCAUGAAGGACAAGACGAUGAUCAUCCAGGGCUUUGGCAACGUGGGCCGGCACACCGCGGAGUUCGUGCACAAGGCGGGGGCCAAGGUGAUCGCGCUCGCGGAGCACGACGGGGGGCUCAUCGACGAGAACGGGCUGGACAUCGACGCGCUGAAAGCGUACCAUCAAAAGCACGGCACCAUCACCGGCUUCCCGGGCGCCAAGACGGUGAAGGACCCGUACUCGAUCCUGGAGCUGCCGUGCGACGUGCUGAUCCCCGCCGCGCUCGAGUCCCAGAUCCACUCGGGCAACGCCGCGCGCAUCCAGGCCAAGCUGGUCGCGGAAGCCGCCAACGGCCCCGUCACGCCGCCCGCGGAAGACAUCCUCGAGGCCAAGGGCACGGUCAUCCUUCCCGACCUGCUUAUGAACGCGGGCGGUGUGACCGUUUCCUACUUCGAGUGGUUGAAGAACCUGAACCACGUGCGCUUCGGCCGCAUGAGCCGGCGCAUGGAGGAGCACUCGAAGCAGGUGCUGGUGACCGCCAUCGAGUCCGAGUUCGGCAACGGCAAGAAGCUGAGCGACAUGACCCGCAAGCUCAUCACUAAGGGAGGCACGGAGGAGGACUUUGUGUUCUCCGGCCUCGAAGAGACCAUGGUCAUCGCUGUGGAAGACGUCAUCAAGAUGGCGAAGGCCAAGAAUUGCAGCUUCAGAACCGCAGCCUACCUGAUCUCGAUAGAGAAGAUCUCCACGUCAUACCGUAUCUCUGGCAUCUUCCCAUGAGCAUUUAAGUUACUAGCCCACCACCAGCAUUUGCCAAGCUUUGCAAAACUUCAAAAAGCUACGUGACCAGAUUUUAAAAUGCUCAAUUCGAUCGAGCUGAUCUGGAGCUCGAGAGAGUACUUUAUUUUUGUGUGUUCGAUUAACGGCUCAGGAAGUCUAGCUGACUUUCAGCGCGAGACCCGUAAUUGAGAGAACUUUGAGUGAGAAGAGCGAGAUGCCCUAAUCGUGUCCAAUCUUAGAUGGUUGGAUCACCGGCAAAAGUGAUUGGAGGUCCCAUGAGGCAAUUUGGCAGCAGCACAAAGAGAAGGUAUUCAAAUAGUAAAAACAAACAUAUUUUCCGGAAAAGGAUGUUUCCGUUCUCGUCACAGCAAAUCGCCCACUACUAGACCAACCAGGAUGGCAAGU
Messenger RNA from Klebsormidium nitens, 2223 nucleotides. Lineage: Eukaryota; Viridiplantae; Streptophyta; Klebsormidiophyceae; Klebsormidiales; Klebsormidiaceae. The record is from the annotation of a GenBank genome assembly.